AUGUAUGGCCUGCUGCUGGAGAAUCUCUCGGAAUACAUUAAGUCUGUGUAUGGUGAGGAGAAAUGGGAGGACAUUCGCCGACAGGCGGGCAUAGACUCGCCAUCAUUCAGCGUCCAUCAAGUGUAUCCAGAGAAUUUGUUGCAGAAACUGGCCAAAAAGGCACAGCAGGUGUUGGGCGUUUCAGAGCGUGAGUUCAUGGACCAAAUGGGAGUGUAUUUUGUGGGCUUUGUCGGUCAGUAUGGCUACGAUCGGGUGCUAUCUGUUUUGGGUCGCCAUAUGCGUGACUUUCUCAACGGUCUGGACAAUCUGCACGAGUAUCUUAAGUUUUCUUAUCCACGUAUGCGCGCCCCAAGCUUUAUAUGCGAAAAUGAGACGAAGCAGGGACUUACUUUGCAUUAUCGGUCGAAAAGGCGAGGCUUUGUCUUCUAUACCAUGGGACAAAUACGCGAAGUGGCUCGCUAUUUCUACAAUAAGGAGAUGCAUAUUGAGCUAGUACGUGAGGAAAUUCUCUUCGAUACGGUCCAUGUGACCUUUCAGCUGACCUUCGAUAAUCGUGCGUUUACCCUCGCAUCGCUGGCUAUGACCCGGGAGGAGAAGCAUUUGCCCAUUAGUGCUCACGUGUUAUUCGAAAUAUUCCCCUUCUGCAUUGUUUUCGGUGCCGAUAUGGUUGUUGGAAGUAUCGGAAACUCAUUGAUGGUCAUAUUGCCGGAGUUGCUGGGCAAGAAAAUAACGGCAUGGUUUGAUUUGGUGCGUCCCUUAAUUGCAUUCAAAUUUCAAACAAUCCUCAAUCGGACAAACAACAUAUUCGAGUUGGUUACCGUGGAUCCAGUGACGGAUCGGAUUGAUGCCCAAAAUGAGGAUUUACUAUUACACGAUGAUGGCAGUGAGCCAGAAAAAUCAUUGCGACUUAAAGGCCAAAUGGUUUAUAUGGAAAAUUGGCGGAUGAUCAUGUUUUUGGGCACACCAGUCAUGCCGGAUCUGACCUCACUUAUCACCACGGGUCUCUAUAUAAACGAUUUAUCCAUGCACGACUUCAGCAGAGAUCUCAUGUUGGCGGGUACACAACAAUCAGUGGAACUCAAACUAGCUCUGGAUCAGGAACAGCAGAAAUCCAAAAAGCUCGAGGAGUCCAUGCGCAAACUGGAUGAAGAAAUGCGACGCACCGAUGAGUUAUUGUACCAGAUGAUACCCAAACAAGUGGCCGAUCGCCUGAGACGUGGCGAGAAUCCGAUAGAUACCUGUGAGAUGUUUGACAGCGUUUCAAUCUUGUUCUCAGACAUUGUGACCUUUACUGAAAUUUGCAGUCGCAUAACCCCAAUGGAGGUAGUUUCCAUGCUGAAUGCUAUGUACUCUAUUUUUGAUAAACUGACUGAGCGCAAUGCCGUUUACAAGGUUGAAACCAUCGGAGAUGCGUACAUGGUUGUUGCCGGAGCGCCAGAUAAGGAUGCCAAUCAUGCCGAAAAAGUUUGUGAUAUGGCUCUGGAUAUGGUCGAUGCGAUAACUGAUCUGAAGGACCCCUCAACGGGUCAGCACUUGCGCAUACGCGUGGGCGUACACUCGGGCGCGGUUGUCGCAGGUAUUGUUGGCCUUAAGAUGCCUCGAUACUGUCUGUUUGGCGACACUGUGAAUACGGCAUCACGUAUGGAGUCCACCAGCAUAGCAAUGAGAGUGCAUAUAUCAGAGUUCACCAAAGUACUCAUAGGCCCCAACUACCUAAUAUCUGAUCGUGGAGAGAUCGACGUAAAGGGCAAGGGCACGAUGAAAACCUAUUGGCUGGAGGAACGCGAGGGUCGUCUACCACUUCAAAUGUCCGCUGCACUGUAUCCCAUGUCGGGCACAUUUGCUGUCAGUUCUGUUCCAGCCACGCCAACAGGCAAGCCUAUUAUGCCGGCACCAAAAGGGGUUAACCCAGCGACCACAUCCACCGAGCCAGCCAUGACGACAGUAGUGACAGCUGCCGUGAAAUCUGCUCAUACCGCUACAGUCAGCGAUGAAAGAAGCAGCCGUAUCUAUUCACCGGUCACCUUUAAGGACGUGGCCCGUCGAAGCAUUGCCAAUUCGCCGGUGCGUGGCGACACUUGUGAAAAGCGCCGGGAGUCACGAUCCAAUUCGACAGGCCACGUUUUUUCUCGGUCACCCAGUGAUAUUUUCGGAUCACUUAUUCUAGACACCGAAGAGUUUCUCGAGGAUUUGCAAAUAUCACGAGGAUCGCUGACCAACAACAAUAAUCCGCCACCAGAUGCCUUCAGUCCGACUCCACCUUUUCGCAUUGGCAGUGCGCCGUCGAAGCCUAGAUCGAGCAACCCCGACCAGUUUACCCCCGAAGAGCUGGCAGCUAUGGAUCAGCUUACCCCGCCCUCUACUGCGCCUGCUCGAGAAUCGGCCACAUGUAGCGGUAGCUUAAAGCCGUCCACCUCGAGCGCCUCUCUGGAUAAGAACAAGUCGAGAAAAAUUACCUUUUCGACUAGUACUACAGUAGAGGCUGGGAGCACACCUACGGCAUCUGUAAUCAACACAGCAGUGGCACCUGCCCUGCCUUUAGGCUGUCCCAUGGGAUCGGGUUCGCCGUCGAACAUAAUUAAAGCCAUAGCUCAGGUCCCUAUUAACAGCAACAGUCGACCCAGCUCCAAGGAUUCCAUGACGUCCAUUUCGUUACAUUCUCCACCACCAGUGCGGGCUACAUCCGCGCCAGCACCAAUGUCCAAGGCAGCACGCAAGGCUUUCCUUGCCGCAAAACAGACCAAGGCUAUGGAGAAAUUGGAUAAGAUGAUCGAAGAGGCACAGGAAGUGGAGUCUCAGCCGGGAGCCAAAUCGGCUAACAUGCGGACGUCUUUUUUUCCCCCAGGCGACGCAGAUCUGUCCGUAGGUGGAUGUCCUCUCUUCUUGCCGCCACCGCCUCAGUCAUCCUCUACACGAGCCCUAAUACCAAGUUCCAUAUCCGACAACAGCAUAUGUAAUCACGGGCACAGUCAUGCCCCGAACUGUCAUCACGCGCUCCAUGUAUCGAAACUGAGCAAUAGUCAGAGUUUCACGCACUCACGUGCCUCGGGCCCCAUCACGCACCAGUGCUGCAGCGGAUUCGGCCACUCCAAUGGGCGUCAUUCGCAUCGCAUGCACUCCAAUGCUUGUCGAAUAUUGUAA
Molecule: messenger RNA, 3141 nt
Organism: Scaptodrosophila lebanonensis
Lineage: Eukaryota; Metazoa; Arthropoda; Insecta; Diptera; Drosophilidae
Gene: Gyc88E
Product: soluble guanylate cyclase 88E
Exons: 11
Coding region: 1-3141 (1046 amino acids)
Biological process (GO): nitric oxide-cGMP-mediated signaling; response to oxygen levels; cGMP biosynthetic process
Cellular component (GO): guanylate cyclase complex, soluble
Molecular function (GO): oxygen sensor activity; heme binding; guanylate cyclase activity
Source: RefSeq, a predicted model, not a curated record